Colletotrichum lupini is the source of this 288-nucleotide messenger RNA. RefSeq lists its product as uncharacterized. The transcript is spliced from 2 exons. The coding region runs from base 1 to 288 and encodes 95 amino acids. The record is from RefSeq and is a predicted model, not a curated record. Lineage: Eukaryota; Fungi; Ascomycota; Sordariomycetes; Glomerellales; Glomerellaceae.
AUGAGCCUCCUCGACUUCGACGAUUUCCAGUCACGUAGAUUGCAAUGCAGGCUAGCCUCCUGGCUUCGUCUCCAGCGUCGUGGACCUGGACCUCUGUGUGGACCAUCUCCCCUCACCGACCCGGGCCCAAAGAUUCGUACUCUCCACUUCACAUAUGCCCCCCAGGGCCCCAGUCCCAUAGACAGGUUCGAGAGGAGGAGGGUCGGACUGGAUCCUGAGAUAACGUUGAGGAGGCAGCGCGCAAUGGACAUUAGGAGGGGCGGCCACUUUUUCGGAGCCAUUUACUAA